UUUUGGCGCCCCAAAUUCGAAUUUUGCACAUCAUCCCCUAUUCCCCUCCCUCCCUCUCUCUCUCCUCCACCCCGUCCAAAAUCCAGAAAUGUACAGCUGCAACUCAGAACAUUCACCAUCUACAAUUCCAGAAUCUUCUCAUCUUCCAUCAUCCUCUUCGCCAUCACCAUCAUGUAGUCAAGGUCAUCGUUCUUCUUUCAUCUUACAAACAGAAGAAGGAGGUUCAAUCUGCUUACUCUGCUUCACUAACCUGAUCUCAAACCCUAAUUCUCCCACAUUCCAUGUCUCCUACGCUCUCUCUCAGCUCUCUCAUGCCGUCUCUCAACCUUCCUUUCUCUCUCCUCUUCUUUCCUUCCAUGUUCACCUCAUUAUCUCUCCUCUCGUCAACUCUCUCUCCUCUUUCGAUGACGAACAAAUUGCUCGACAAGUUAUUGAGAUCGUCUCCGAUCUGUCUGGUGCUGGUGGUUCUUCGGUUUCUGGAGAUUUUGUUGCGAUGAUUUCUGCUGUUUUGUCCUCUGGUGAACUCGCUUGGAGUCGCCGGCAAGUUUACUCGCUACAUUGUCUUGGAGUUCUUUUGACACGCCAAAUGGAUACUUAUGCUUGUAUCAAAGAUAAAGCUGGCCUGAUCAACAACCUUGUGAUGGGUCUUCAGUUGCCCAGUGAAGAAAUCCGAGGGGAGAUCAUGUUUGUUUUAUACAGGAUAUGUAUCCUGCAGCAUUCCAGUAAAGAUCAGGAAGGUGCUGAUGUACUGCUUGAGUACUGCUCCGUGAUCUUGCAAUUAUCGUUAGAUGCACUUAUGAAGACUCAAAGAGAUGAUGUUCGCUUAAACUGUUUAGCCCUUCUGAAGGUGUUGAGUCAAAGAGGAUUCCUCUCAAAUGCCUUUUCAAGUGAAUUCAACAUGAUGGAUACCUGUGAAUCUGAUAACUAUACACAAUCCUCCAAUGGUGAAACUAAUGAUUCUUCUUUAAGUAGAUUGUUUGCUGAGGCUAUUAAGUCCCCAUUGCUCUCUCCAGAUGGUCAAGUUCAAAUUUCUACACUAGACCUCAUAGUACAUUGUUUAUCAUGCGGAGACUGUUCACUCAAACAAAUUCAAGUUUUGGUGGAAGAAAAUCUUGCGGACUAUAUAUUUGAAAUACUGAGGCUAUCAGAGUACAAGGAUAAAAUUGUAAGCUCUUGCAUUCAAGUUCUCGAUCUCUUAUCAACAGCUGAACACACCUUCAGGCAGAGGCUUUCCCUUGGCUUCUCUACUUUGGUCUCCGUUCUGCCUCACGUAGCUGAAAUACCUUUUCAUCCUGUUCAAUCCCAGAUGUUAAAGCUCAUAUUGGUUGGCAUCUCAAGUUCCCCUGGAGUAGUAUCUACCAAACUUGUUGAAGCAAUAAGUGGUUCCUUGACGCUAAUGCUAAAGAGAUACAAUGCUGGAGAUAUGGGUAUGCUUCCUGAAACAUUCAUUACCAUAUGUUCCAUGUUUAUUUCUCUUCUGAAAUCUCCUUCUGCUAGUGGAGCUACAAAUCUGAUGCCUACACUCCUAGAAGCAUCAAGACAUGCAAUAUUGUCCUCAUUGAGCACAAAUGACCUAAACAGCUACCAACUUCUGCAUUCUUUAUCUCUUUUAAAAGAGGCAUAUUCAUUCAGUCUUGAAAUCAGCUCCACAAGUAACAACAGUACAGAGAUGCAACUGAGGAAUUCAGUUAUAGAAGUAUGUCAAAACCAUAUAGUACCUUGGUUUAUAACAGAAAUCAAUGGAUUGGAAGAGGAGAGUGUUUUGGGGAUUUUGGAGACCUUGGACUUUGUACUGUUACAAGCUCAUGAUAAUCAGGCCUUGCAACACACUCAUGAUCUAAUUUCACUCUCGUGGUUCAGCUUGUCUUUCAGAUGUUUAGGUCUGUACCCAACAGAGAAGAUGAAAUUGAGAGUGUACCUGAUGUUGAGUACAGUUGUGGAUAAUAUUCUUGGAGAUGAAUCUGGCCAAUCCAUCAGAGCAGUUGCAUCUGCUUUGCCAAUAGAUCCUGUUGAUCUUCUGUUUCUUCUUGGGCAGAAAUACAACAUAGAACUAUCGUCUUGCCAGACUGCUGUAUUGCAAAUACUGUAUAUCAGCUCUUUAUACGAUGAAAUGCUUGCUGACAAGAAGCUAGUUUUGACUUCUCUGGAGCAGUAUAUGCUUGCCAACAGCAGCCACUUACUUUCUGGAGCUGCUGAAUCAACUGUUGUUGUCCAUUUGUUGAAUCUUUAUGCUCUGUGUAGAUGCUUUUCCAAGACAAACUACCAGAUCUGUUACAGUUCGGAUGCAGAAGUUAUUUUCUUCCAUCUCUUGGAGGAACGAGAACGAGACUGGGACUUAUCGUCCUUCGACAUUCAUCCGUCCACGCUAGAAUGGUUGUUUCAACAGGAGAAACUCAGCAAAUCCUUGUCUUGCCAGAUCCUCAAACUCUCUCGAAAUAGUUUCUCAAAUGGGACCCUAGUAAAUUGCAGGAUACGUAAUUUCCACGAUAUUGCACGUUUAGCUUCUGUUGAAGACAACCUUUUACCAAAACUGUUGGUCCUUUUACUGAAACAGCUUGUUGGAAAAGAUUUGCUGCUAGAGGAUGUAAUAUCAUUUAUUCAUUUCAUAUCGUCAAUUAUCAACAUCUUUCCUCAUGCUUCAGAUCAGCUCUGCAUGCAUGGGAUGGACAUAGCAGCUCAGAAUCUCUGUUCAAAUUUGUUAUGCACUUCCUCGCUGGAGAGCUACAUGAUCGUUUCACGUUUUAUAUUCAUCAUUCUAUGUUCUGUGCAGUCUCAAACACUCUACGAUGAUAAAGCUUGGCUUGUAGUUGUGAUGAAGCUAUUGGAUUCCUUUACUUCUACCAUGAUGACUAACGGAUGGACAGAAGAGCAUCUCUUAGUACUUGGUGUCCUUUCAAUGGUUUUGCAUCAUUCCACUCAGGGGGCACUUGUAGAAACUGCAAAGUUCAUACUUCUGGAUUCUUCUUUAGCCUCCCUAAUGCGAGCCACAGUUAAAGGAUUCUUUGCAAAUGGAUCUGCUUCAAUUGAACACGAAGAGGAAUCAGACACUGAGCAUGCCUUAGUUUUUCUACUGUUAUUUAUCCACUUCUACCUAAGAAGUUUGCAAGUUGUUCUACCAGGAAGCAUGGGUUGGCAGAAUUUCUUCAAUUUACCAGAAGGGACAUGUACACUUCCUACAGUUGGAAUUUUUUGCCAGGAUAUAUGCAGAUUCCUGCAUUUUGGAUCACCCCUGGUUAAAUUGGUUGCCUCAUAUUGCCUGAUCGAGUUGUUGAGUGGAAUCACAGAUCAACAGAAUGGAGUAAAAUGCAGCAUGGGGUAUUUAAGGUCCAUAGUUGCGGUACUAGAAGGCCUGGUUUUCCAUUGUGAUCUGCGUAUUGCCAUGAACUCUAGCCUUUCUUUAUCAAUGAUAUUCAGCUGGGAAAUACCUAGUGUGUGCCAUACAAGUUUAGCUAGAAACCACAGCUGGUGCAAGAUGGUUGUGGAAGAGCUAGCAAGAUCUUUGGCCGCUCCAUCUUCAGUGUCUACAUCAUUCAUGAAUCAUCACAGGCCUGCAGUGCACAUUGCUACAGCACUUUUAAGAUCAAAAACUGCUCCUUUAUGGAUGAAUUCUGUGUUCGAUAAAGCCUGUGUAUCUGGCUUAAUUGAAAACCUCUCUCCUAAUAACGUAAGUGUUGAGGUGGUUCUCUUAUUUCAACAGCUGCUGCUGUCCGCUUAUCUGACGCCUGAUCAAAUUGCUAAACUGAAUCAUGAGUUUCAGGCAUGCAGAAGAUGUAUAUGCAUGGAAAAUAAUGAAGAUAAUUCCACGGGUGAGCAAGGAAGGAAGGUCGUCACUAUGUCAAGCAACUUGGGAGAAGUUUGUGAGCUUCUACUUCAAUUAAUGUCGUCUGAAUCACAUCUGGAUAUUAAUUCUGUUGGAAAUCAAUCCAGAGCUAAUAGAUUAAUGGAAGAAACAGACUUGUUUUCCAGGCUUGCAGAAAAUGGGAGGUUUGAGAUUACUGGCUGAAAUUGGACUUUAGAAGUUACUCCUGUAUAUCUGUUGAUGCUGUUUGAGCACUAUAAAGGCCAGGGUCAAUCUGGAAAAGAACUUUUAUAUGUAUAUAUUUGUGCGCACGCACACGUUUAAGGGAUUCAGGCCCCGUAAAAAGAAAUUAAGAUUAGAUUAUUGAAGACGUAUGUUCA
Molecule: messenger RNA, 4179 nt
Organism: Spinacia oleracea (spinach)
Lineage: Eukaryota; Viridiplantae; Streptophyta; Magnoliopsida; Caryophyllales; Amaranthaceae
Product: protein PUTATIVE RECOMBINATION INITIATION DEFECT 1
Exons: 9
Coding region: 89-4003 (1304 amino acids)
Biological process (GO): meiotic DNA double-strand break formation
Source: RefSeq, a predicted model, not a curated record